This is a messenger RNA of Seriola dumerili (greater amberjack), 1928 nucleotides long. It is a transcript of the gene ptgs2b, whose product is annotated as prostaglandin-endoperoxide synthase 2. Gene Ontology annotation, cellular component: cytoplasm; neuron projection. Bases 57 to 1883 code for a protein of 608 amino acids. The transcript is spliced from 10 exons. The record is from RefSeq and is a predicted model, not a curated record. Gene Ontology annotation, biological process: response to oxidative stress; cyclooxygenase pathway. Lineage: Eukaryota; Metazoa; Chordata; Actinopteri; Carangiformes; Carangidae. Gene Ontology annotation, molecular function: oxidoreductase activity, acting on single donors with incorporation of molecular oxygen, incorporation of two atoms of oxygen; prostaglandin-endoperoxide synthase activity; heme binding.
AGAGAGGCGAGAGAGAAGGAAGGAAAGAGAAGAAACCCCGACAAAGUCCUUGGAGUAUGAACAGACUCACAUUUGCGGUUCUCCUGUUGGCCCUGGGGUUUCUUGUGUGCGAAGGAGGUAACCCAUGUUGCUCAGAGCCAUGCCAGAACAGGGGUGUUUGCACAGCACUGGGAACAGAUAAUUAUGAGUGUGACUGCACUCGCACAGGAUAUCAUGGACAAAACUGCACAACACCUGAGUUCCUCACCUGGAUCAAAAUGUCCCUGAAGCCAUCGCCAAACACCAUCCACUACCUUCUCACCCACUUCAAGGGCUUCUGGAACAUCAUCAACAACAUCUCAUUUCUCCGGGAUGCCAUCAUGAGAUAUGUGCUGACAUCCCGAUCCCACAUGAUUGAUAGUCCUCCAACCUACAAUGCAGAUUAUGGUUACAAAAACUGGGAAGCUUAUUCCAACCUUUCUUACUAUACGCGCACCCUCCCCCCUGUGCCAGAGGAUUGCCCAACCCCCAUGGGAGUAGUAGGUAAAAAGGAGCUACCUGAUGCAAAACUUUUGGCUGAGAAGCUCCUGAUGAGGAGGCAGUUCAUCCCGGACCCUCAGGGCACCAGUCUGAUGUUUGCGUUCUUCGCGCAGCAUUUCACCCACCAGUUCUUCAAAUCUGAUAUGAAGAAAGGACCUGCUUUUACCCAGGCCAAAGGUCAUGGGGUGGAUCUCAACCACAUUUAUGGAGACAACCUGGAGAGGCAACACAAGCUCAGACUCUUCAAGGACGGCAAGCUUAAACAUCAGAUCCUGGAUGGAGAGAUGUACCCCCCAACAGUAAAGGAAGUGGGUGUCGACAUGCACUACCCUCCUCAUGUCCCCGACUCUCACCGCUUCGCUGUGGGCCACGAGGCAUUCGGCCUGGUCCCUGGUCUGAUGAUGUACGCCACCAUUUGGCUGCGGGAACACAACCGGGUGUGUGAUGUGUUGAAGGAGGUACACCCCGACUGGGAUGACGAAAGACUCUUCCAGACCACACGGCUCAUCCUGAUUGGUGAGACCAUCAAGAUUGUGAUCGAGGACUACGUGCAGCACCUGAGUGGCUAUCACUUCAAGCUCAAGUUUGACCCUGAGCUGCUCUUCAACCAGCGUUUCCAGUACCAGAACCGCAUUGCUUCAGAAUUCAACACCCUGUACCACUGGCACCCGCUGAUGCCUGAUACUUUCCACAUUGAGGAGAAAGAUUACAACUACAAACAGUUUGUCUUCAACACCUCUGUAGUGACUGAGCAUGGCAUCGGCAACCUGGUGGAGUCAUUUACCAACCAGAUUGCUGGACGGGUUGCUGGUGGCCGUAAUGUCCCUGGACCUAUCAUGUACGUGGCCAUUAAGUCCAUAGAAAACAGCAGACAAAUGCGUUACCAGUCUCUGAAUGCCUACAGGAAACGGUUCAACAUGAAGCCCUACAGCUCUUUUGAGGACAUGACAGGAGAGAAAGAAAUGGCCGCACUGCUGGAGGAGAUGUACGGACAUGUCGACGCUGUGGAGCUCUACCCAGGCCUGCUGGUGGAAAAACCCAGGGCUAAUGCCAUCUUUGGGGAGACCAUGGUGGAGAUGGGAGCCCCUUUCUCCCUCAAGGGCUUAAUGGGAAACCCCAUCUGCUCCCCGGAGUACUGGAAGCCCAGCACCUUCGGAGGCAGCGCGGGCUUUGACAUCAUCAACACUGCCUCCCUGCAGAGGCUCGUCUGCAAUAACGUGCGGGGUCCAUGUCCCGUGGCAUCCUUUCAUGUGCCCAACAUCAAAGAGACGGGAUCCAUGAUCAUCAACUCAAGCACGUCCCACUCAGGCGGCAGUGACAUAAACCCUACAGUCAUUUUGAAAGAAAGGACUACUGAGCUCUAAUUUUGUAUUUCAUUUGGUUAUUUUUUAAUAUAUAUAUAUAUAUCU